This is a messenger RNA of Parascedosporium putredinis, 732 nucleotides long. NCBI's taxonomy places the organism in Eukaryota, Fungi, Ascomycota, Sordariomycetes, Microascales, Microascaceae. The record is from the annotation of a GenBank genome assembly.
AUGUCCCAAGGACCAUACCAACAGCUCCCCGGAGCCAAGGACGACCAUGAUGACUCGGCCUCAGAUAUAACAAUACCCUUCCUGGACAGCGAGGACCCUAUGGGUUGGAAGGAGGGGUAUGAGAGAGCGAUGCCAGGCCGGAGGAGCAGAGUUCUCUCGGUGCUAGAGAAGCUAAAACCCUUAAGAUGGAUUCUCGAAGCCGGCCUCGUUGUUGCGGUAAUAAUCCUCCUCGUCCAGAGGCAGGAUCACGCCAGCUCAGUCAACGCGGAUACCCAAGAGCUAGGCGGGGAUAUCUCGGGUAUAGCACCUCGAUUCUCCCAGAAGCUUGUCACAUUCGAAUACAACGACGACUACAUCCCGACAAAGACACACAAGUUCUUCCGCGCCAAGACGCACAGGAAGUGGCUAGAACUUGUCCCCAAGGGUCUUGGUUUUCUCGAGAUCCAGAAUCCAGACAAUUUUGACAACCUACCCGUUCCUCUCAAUGACUUUGGCAACAAGACCGUCUUUACAACCUCCAUGACGCAUCAACUUCACUGCCUUCAUUCCAUCUACCUACGCCAGAGCAUCAUGUGCUGCGGCGACGUAGCCCUCGAGGGCGCCGAAACUACCUUCCCCGAAGGUGAGCGUGGUGGGAGCGACGGUUGGGGCGCGCAACACGUGUGCAAGAACUACGACGAGAUCUACAAGUACCUCGAAGCGGGCAGGGCCACGGACGAAAACUGGAUCUGA